AUGGACAUAAACCAUACUUUCACCAAUAUAGCUGGAGCAGACAUGCCAUAUCCCACAGUGAAUCCAUCAUCAACGCAAAAAAGUGUUUUGAUAGACGAACCUCACUUUGAAGCCCAGGAAAUUGAUGACAUAAUAGUACGGAACGGUUACGAAGACUUCUAUUAUAACCUAAUAAUCAAGCUUUUCUACUUUGCAGCUGCAGAGUUCGCUAUUUUCCUACUUUUGAAUAUAGGUUGGUUUUUCAUGUGCUCUAUAGCCAUAUAUGAUACGGAAACGAUCAUUUACAGAGACGCUAAGGAGAAAGAAAAACGGAAAAAGAGCAAGUACACGAUAGUUCCUGAAGAAGAAGAGAGUGUUGACCGGCAAGAGUCAACGGCAGGAUUAGCUAUCAACAAAGUCAAAAACUGGCUUAGGUUCACGAGGGAAAACAAAGAUUUCGAUAUUGAACGCGGAAGUGCUCGAUCAGGAAACCGAUACUUCGCGUAGCCUACAGGCACAAUCGUAUCAUGUUGAGAACGCAUUCCCUAUGCCGAUAUAUCUUCAUCUAAGACGGUUAUUUCAUCGUAUUUUCACUGCUAUUAUCAAAUAAACGAAAAGCAUAUUUUUUUGAACUCAUAUUUAAUUUGUGGUGCUACAUAACCUGCCAAACUCCUAUUCAACAUGCUUUUUAAGAUAAAUGACCUGA
Molecule: messenger RNA, 685 nt
Organism: Vavraia culicis subsp. floridensis
Lineage: Eukaryota; Fungi; Microsporidia; Pleistophoridae
Exons: 1
Coding region: 1-486 (161 amino acids)
Source: RefSeq, a predicted model, not a curated record